UUAGUUCAAUUUUCACUUGGUCCGUUGCUGUGCAAAUCUGAAUCUUGCAGCAAGUGCUUGAAUAUCCAUACAAGAAGUGCCUUUCAGGACUAAGGUAGAAAUUCGUGAAGACCAGACCACCAUCCAAAUGCAAUUGGUAAAACACCAUUUGCAAUAGUUCAAUUCAAGUUAGGUAAGCCUAAUUUUUCAAACAAGUGGUUUGGUUAGCAGACUACACUGGAUUAGUUAAAAAGCUACUACUCCACUCAUUUCAUGCCGUAUAUGUAGCGCUCUUCGCUCAAGAAUCUAUGUAUCUGCCAACACAAGAAUCUAAAAUGGCAGAAAGACAACCUUCCAAGUGCGAGAGGAAGAGAGAGAGGCAGCCCAUUUCUGUUCCAUUCAUAUGGGAAGAAAAACCGGGUAUGCCCAAGAAAGACUGGAAACCCACAGCCCGACCAAUUAAGCCUGCUGCACCACCUGUGAAGCUCGUUGUGUCGGUCCCUUUUGGAUGGGAAGAAAAGCCCGGGAAACCACUCCCGUCCUUAUUAAACACUCCGCCAGAACCUACAUUUGCACCCCCACCAAAGCAGAACAUCAUCAUUCCACCACCUGCUACAUACUCAGACCAUGAUUAUGGAAACUGGAGUGUUAUCAAUGGUCAAGGUGAUAAUGAAGAAGAUGGAUCAUCAGACUCGGAGCUCGACACACAUAGUUUUGAAACUGAUUCGUUCAGCUCAGCAAAGUCUCUCCUAGCCAAUGGUCUGGUAUCAACCACCGAACUUUCAGGGGCUGCUCCUGUGCAGCAAACUUACGUUGCACUGGAGAGUACAAACAGUGGGGAAUUGCAGAGUCCUGGUUCACCAGCUUCUGAAGCCGAAAGUACUGCUAGCAGUUACGCCACGGGAACCACAAGUUUGGUCGGGGCUUCUUUCUUGGAGUGGCUUUUUCCUCUACUAGUGCCAAGUUCAAGUUUGCCCGACAAGGUUGAACACAUGGAAAAGGAACCUUCUCAUCAAGCAUAUGUACAAGGUAAAGAAGUCCUGCGUGAAAGCAACUGCAGUCAGGUAACACGGCCACUGCUGACACUUGAAGAGCUGAUAGUGAUGAGCCGCAGAAGAAGUUGCCAGAAAAAAAUUGCAAAAAUGCAUAAACAGCCAUCCAUGGAUUUUAUGAGGAGAAACACCUUUGGUUGUGGCAUCAUUGGAAGUGGCAAUUUCAUCAGAGGAUUGCACAUGAAGUGGAAGAGACAACUGCAAUUAAAACUAAUGUAAAAAGUUUGCCUUCUGGCAAUAGUUAUAUGCAAAACUGGAAAAAAGAAACACCCUGUCGCAGCUUUCAGUUCUUAAACGUUCAUGUUCUAGUAUUAUAAGUUUUCUGAUGCAAGACAAG
Sesamum indicum (sesame) is the source of this 1368-nucleotide messenger RNA. RefSeq names its product hydroxyproline-rich glycoprotein family protein. NCBI's taxonomy places the organism in Eukaryota, Viridiplantae, Streptophyta, Magnoliopsida, Lamiales, Pedaliaceae. The record is from RefSeq and is a predicted model, not a curated record.